AUGUCCGCCGUACUCCAACAAUUGCUCGAGAUGGGCUUCGAGGAAGCGCGAGCAAAAAGAGCGAUUUCUGCUUCAAAUGGAUCGGUGGAGGCGGCGAUGGAAUGGCUGAUCGCUCAUCAAGAUGAACCGCUCCCCGAGGAAGGCAGUAGCGUUGAGCUUGUGGACCAGCCGAUGAUCAUCCCCGAUCAGACUAGCACUUCUGAUGCUCCUGCUGCGGCCGCGAACAGCUUCAAGUGUGAUGAUUGCGGCAAGCUUUUGAAGGAUAACGAUGCAUUGAUGUUUCACGCAGCAAAGACGAAUCACGAAAAUUUCUCGGAAAGCACGGAGACCAUCAAAGCAUUGACCCCAGAAGAAUUGGCUGCUCAGCGAGAAGAGAUCAAAAAGAAACUUCAGAGCGUUCGUGAACAAAAAAGCGACAUGGAUCGCAAAGAUGAAAUUGAAAAGGAGAAGCGCCGACGGGAAGAAGGAAAAUUGGUCAUUCAACGUAAAGAAGAACAAAAAGAACUGCGUCAAAUCGCCGAGGAUCGGCGCCGUGAAAAACUUGAAGAUGAAAGGGCCAAGCAACGAAUUCUUGACCAAAUUAAAGCUGACAAGGAAGACCGCAAAGCUCGUGCCCUUGGAAUGCCACCACCAUCACAUGAGCCCUCAAAGCCACAACACGUGGCAGUCCCACCUCCAAAGGUCGACUACAAACAAGCAACGAUUCAGGUUCGUCUUCCAUCCGGUGAAGCUGUUCGACAAACAUUUGAUGCUAAGGAAUCGCUCUCGGCUGUUCGUUUGUGGAUCGAGAUGCACCAUAAUCCAACUAAAGGACACUUUGAUUUGAUGACACCCUUUCCACGAAAGAAGAUGGAUGAACAAGACUACGAGGCACCGCUUGAAUCGCUUGGCCUCGUUCCAUCGGCCGUUUUGGUGAUGACGCGUGGACAA
Mesorhabditis belari is the source of this 930-nucleotide messenger RNA. Lineage: Eukaryota; Metazoa; Nematoda; Chromadorea; Rhabditida; Rhabditidae. The record is from the annotation of a GenBank genome assembly.